CCUGUGCCAUAGUACCAAGUCGCGAAACUUGUAGGUAGUACGUUCGUUCAAAGUCGAUCGUCAAAGAACACAGAAUAUAGAGGUUAGUGGCACUUGGAAUGCUGUGAUUGUGCGAGUGUGUGUGAAUUUUCCGGGUUUCCCAUACUGUGUUCGGUUUGGGAAUUCGAGAUCUACUCGAUCUUUAUUGGAUUGCGAUCUGGAAUGCAGCUUUUCGAGAUUUCGUUCUAGUGGUGUUUAGAUCGAAUCAGGGAAUAUGUUGAUAAGGAUAAAGACGACUAUAUUAGUCGUCUCUGUUCUACUUCUAAGGAUAGGUUUAGCAGAAAUUAGUUCAACCAAUUUAUUCACAUGUCCCAACGGUUGGGAACUUAGAGGUUUACAUUGUUACAAAUAUUUCAACAUCAGGCAUUCAUGGGAAAAAGCUGCAGAGCUCUGUAGAAGAUAUGGCAGUGAUCUUAUAUCUGUAGAAACUUACGAAGAGAACAAUGUAACAUCAUCUAUAGCUACCUCGUCAGUACCAAUAGAAAGGAGGAAUGCUACAAGAAACAAUUUUUGGCUAGGUUUAGCAUCAUUAGAUGACUUAAAAACCAACACACUUGAAUCUGCUGCUGGCACAUUGGUUUCACAGUAUUCAGGUUUUUGGUCUCUACACCAACCAAAUCCAUCCUCAGGAGAAUGUGUAGAUGUGACACUCACCGGAGAAACGCAAUCAUGGGAACUAACCACUUGCGAAAGACUGCUCCCAUUUAUGUGUCGUACAAAAGCCUGUCCAGAAGGAUCCUUCCACUGUUCCAAUGGACGCUGCAUCAACGAGAAAUUCCGUUGCGACAAACAGGACGACUGCGGAGAUUCCUCAGACGAGGUAGAUUGUCCUUCGAACUGCAACUUCUACUUCGCCAGUAGCGGAGGAGUUGUAGAAAACCCGGAUUAUCCGCACAAAUAUGCACCUCUCACCAAUUGCAAGUGGACGUUGGAAGGUCCUCAAGGACACAAUAUUCUACUCCAGUUCCAAGAAUUCGAGACUGAGAAAACUUUUGAUACUGUACAAAUUCUGGUAGGAGGAAGAACUGAAGAUACAUCUGUAAACCUAGCAACUCUAUCAGGAAAACAAGAUCUUACCAACCAUUCCUUCGUUUCUGCCUCCAACUUCAUGAUUAUCAAAUUCAGUACUGAUGCUUCUGUAGAAAGAAAAGGCUUCAGGGCAUCUUGGAAGACUGAACCUUCGAGUUGUGGAGGUACGCUUAGAGCGACUACUCAACCUCAGGUUCUGAGCUCUCCUGGAUACCCUGAGCAGUAUCCUGGAGGUUUGGAAUGUUUAUAUAUCAUAAGUGCCAUACCUGGACGGAUUAUCUCACUGGAAAUUGAGGAUUUGGAGUUGGAGAACAACAAGGACUAUAUUCUAGUUAGAGAUGGAGAUUCACCGAAAAGCAAACCUAUUGCUAGAUUAACUGGAGGUCUGCAAAACAACCAAAGAGUCAUAAUUUCAACCCAAAGCAACUUAUACCUAUAUUUCAAGACAAGUCUGGGCGAUUCCAAAAAAGGAUUCAAAAUCAAAUACACACAAGGCUGCAGAGCUACAAUUGAAUCAACCAACGGUACUGUAUCAUCACCAGCUUUUGGACUGACUGAAUAUCCAAGCAAUCAAGAAUGUUUGUACAAGAUAAAGAACCCAGAAGGAGGUCCUCUAUCCCUGAAUUUCAAAAGGUUUGAAGUGGACAAAUCAGAUUUUGUUCAAGUAUACGAUGGUUCCUCCACAACUGGGUUGAGACUUCACUCUGGUAACGGUUUCUCUGCCAAUUCAAAGCCAAAGAUCACUUUGACCGCAUCCAGUGGAGAAAUGCUCCUGAGAUUCGUAACUGAUGCCCUCCAUGAUAGCAUUGGUUGGGAAGCAACGUUCUCUGCAGAUUGUCCACCUCUGAAACCUGGUGAUGGAGCCUUGGCUUCAAGUAGAGAUACUUCAUUCGGUACAGUUGUCACAUUUAAUUGUCCAAUUGGCCAAGAGUUUGCAACUGGAAGGAACAGAAUCACAACAAAAUGUUUGCCUGGUGGUAACUGGUCGAUUAGCUAUAUACCAAAAUGCCAAGAAGUCUACUGUGGUCCUGUACCACAAAUUGACAAUGGUUUCUCUACUGGAUCUACUAAUGUUACAUACAGGGGACAAGCCAUGUAUCAGUGUUAUGCUGGCUUUGCUUUCCCAACAGGACAACCUAUUGAAAGAAUAUCUUGUUUAGCCGAUGGUAGAUGGGAGAAGAAACCAAAUUGUUUAGCUUCUCAGUGCUCAGCAUUGCCAGAAGUACCACAUGCAAAUGUUACCCUUCUCAAUGGUCUUGGUCGAUCUUAUGGUACCAUUGUCCGUUAUGAAUGUGAACCCGGGUACGUCAGAAGUGGACCUCCAGUAAUUUUGUGUAUGAGUAAUGGUACAUGGUCAGGAGAAGUUCCAACCUGUUCAAGAGCCAAGUGUCCAGUAUUCCCAGAAAUCAAGAAUGGUUAUUUCAUUGAUAGCACCAGAGAGUAUUUCUUCAACGACGAAGCUAGAGUUCAAUGUCACAGAGGUUACAAAUUGAUUGGUAGUGGAGCUCUACGAUGUGGUGAAAAUCAAGAAUUCAACAGUCCACCGAAAUGUGAGGAUAUCAAUGAAUGUAUCGCUUCACAAUGCGAUGCUGCAUCUACAGAAUGUAUAAACAACCCUGGAUCUUUCCAUUGCAAGUGCAAGAAGGGUUUCGUUUCCAGAACUGAUUGCAGACCAUUGGAAUUGGGUUUGAUAAAUGGUGGUAUACCAGAUGAAGCUAUCUCCGUAUCAAGUACCGAGCCUGGAUAUAACAAAAAUAAUAUUCGUUUGAACAACGGUCUUGGAUGGUGUGGAAACUCUCAAGAAGGUGGUGCAAAUUGGGUUCUUGUAGACUUAAAAGCACCUACUAUCGUGAAAGGCUUCAAAACAAUGAGUGUUGAUAGACCAGAUGGCAACUAUGCUUUUACCACAGCUAUGAGACUGCAAUACACAGAUGAUCUAACAGACGCCUUCAAAGAUUAUAGAAAUCCUGACGGUACAGCUGUUGAGUUCAGAAUUCUAGAACCAACUCUUUCGAUUCUGAAUCUGCCAGUGCCAAUUGAAACAAGAUAUAUCAAGUUCAAGAUUCAGGAUUAUGUUCGUGCUCCCUGCUUGAAAUUGGAAGUCAUCGGUUGCACCAAACUGGAAUGCCUGGACAUCAAUGAAUGUGCUGUUAAUAAUGGUGGUUGCGAUCAAAAAUGUAUAAAUAACCCAGGUGAUCAUAGUUGUGCCUGCAACAUUGGUUUUGAGCUAUACACUCGAAAUGGAACAGCCUCAUAUUAUAUAGAAAAAUCAGAAAAUGGACUGAGAGAUGGUGAUUCCUACCAAGUGAAUAAAUCUUGCGUGCCAGUAAUGUGUCCAAAUUUGAGCCCUCCUGAGAAUGGCUUGAUUCUUUCCACUGAAAAAUACUACCACUUUGGUGAUCUAGUCAGUUUCCAAUGUGAUUUUGGUUAUAUCAUGUCUGGUUCUUCUUACCUUUUGUGUACAUCCACUGGUGUUUGGAAUGGAUCAGUACCAGAGUGUAAAUAUGCCCAAUGUGUCUCUCUUCCUGACGAUAAAAAUGAGGGGCUUCGAGUUUUAAGAAAUGAUGACUCUAGCGUCUUGGUACCGUUUAGAGAGAAUGUAACGUUGAGUUGUGAUCUUAAUGGUAAACAGUUAAGAAGAACUGCGACAUCAGGAUUCAGGCAAUGUGUUUACGAUCCUAAACCAGGUUUACCAGACUACUGGCUCAGUGGAAAUCUUCCUUCUUGUCCAAGAGCUGAUUGCGGCAUACCUCAACCAUCCCCAGGUGCUGAAUAUGGUAGAUAUAUGGAUACCAAAUACCAAUCGUCUUUCUAUUUCGGUUGCCAGAACACUUUCAAAUUAGCUGGACAAAGUAGCAAACAUGACAACAUAGUAAGAUGUCAAGCAAAUUCAGUUUGGGAUUUCGGUGAUCUUAGAUGUGAAGGUCCAGUUUGCCAGGAUCCCGGUAGACCAAGCGACGGUUACCAAAUUGCUGGGAGCUACGAACAGGGUUCAGAAGUAUCUUUUGCAUGUAAUAGACCCGGUUACAUUUUGAUAAACCCGAGACCUAUCACUUGUGUUCGCGAGCCAGAAUGUAAGAUAGUGAAACCUCUUGGUCUUGCUUCUGGAAAGAUUCCAGAUUCAGCCAUCAAUGCGACAAGUGAGAGGCCUAAUUAUGAAGCCAGAAAUAUAAGGCUGAACUCUGUGACUGGAUGGUGUGGUAAACAAGAAGCUUUUACAUACGUCAGUGUUGAUUUAGGGAAAGUGUAUCGGGUUAAAGCUAUCCUAGUAAAAGGGGUUGUCACAAAUGAUAUUGUUGGACGUCCAACUGAAAUUAGGUUUUUCUACAAACAAGCAAGUAGUGAAAAUUACGUUGUAUACUUCCCCAAUUUCAAUUUGACGAUGAGAGAUCCUGGCAAUUAUGGAGAACUUGCAAUGAUAUCUCUGCCGAAAUAUGUACAAGCCAGGUUCGUUAUUCUUGGCAUUGUGAGCUAUAUGGAUAAUGCCUGUUUGAAAUUCGAGUUGAUGGGAUGCGACGAACCAGAGGAAGAACCACUUCUUGGUUACAAUUAUGGCUAUUCACCGUGUGUUGAUAACGAGACUCCUGUUUUCCAAAAUUGUCCACAGCAACCAAUUGUUGUACAGAAAGAUGCCAAUGGUGGUCUUCUGCCAGUCAAUUUCACUGAACCAACAGCUGUUGAUAACUCUGGAAGUAUUGCACGUCUUGAGGUCAAGCCACAAAACUUCAAAACUCCGUUGUAUGUCUUUGAAGAUAUGGUUGUCAAAUACGUUGCUUUCGACUAUGACGGUAAUGUUGCUAUCUGUGAAAUCAACAUUACUGUACCAGACAACACUCCACCUCAGUUAAGUUGUCCACAAAGUUACGUUAUCGAACUAGUUGAUAAGCAAGAUAGUUACAUCAUCAAUUUCAACGAAACAAGACGUAGAAUCAACACAACCGAUGCUUCUGGUGAAGUAAACAUAGCAUUCGUACCAGAAAAAGCUGUUAUUCCCAUUGGAUCAUUCGAGAAUGUUACGGUGUUUGCUACAGACAAAUUUGGAAACAAGGCUUCUUGUCACUUCCAGGUUUCUGUUCAAGCUACACCUUGUGUUGACUGGGAGCUUAGCCCACCAUCAAAUGGUGCUUUGAACUGCAUACCUGGAGACAGAGGAUUAGAAUGCGUUGCCACAUGUAAUCCUGGAUACAGAUUUACAGAUGGCGAGCCCAUUAAAACAUUCUCUUGUAGUACAAGAAAACCCUGGACACCUACCUCUGUCGUACCAGAUUGUGUAUCUGAAGAUACUCAACAAGCUGACUACCAUGUCACCGGUACCAUAUCCUAUAGGGCCAAUGGUGCUGUAGCCACAUCCUGUUUGAACCAAUACACUGAUGUUGUCUCACAAUAUUACGCAAACCUAAAUGCCAUUCUGUCUCAGAGAUGUUCAGCUGUGAAUGUUGACAUGAACGUUACGUUCAUUAAAGCAAUUCCCGUAUUGAUCGAAGAGAAUGUUCUCAAUAUAGAUUAUGUUCUAAAUAUUGUGCCAGUUAUUCGACAACCUCAAUUGUACGAUUUAUGUGGUAGCACUCUAAAUCUGGUAUUCGAUUUAUCGGUACCUUACGCAAGUGCUGUAAUAGAUCCUUUAUUGAAUGUUGCUGCUAUUGGAAACCAGUGUCCACCUCUGAAGGGUCUGAAAUCUAGCAUCACUCGAGGAUUCACUUGUAGCGUUGGUGAGGUCCUCAAUAUGGACACAAACAACGUACCAAGAUGCUUGCACUGCCCAGCUGGUACAUUUGCCGGUGAAAAACAAAAAGAAUGUACUUACUGCCCACGUGGUUUCUAUCAGAACUCAGAUAGACAAGGCUCUUGUAACAGAUGCCCGCAAGGAACCUACACCAGAGAAGAAGGAUCUAAGAGUAUCAAUGAUUGUAUACCUGUUUGUGGUUAUGGAACUUAUUCACCAACAGGCUUGGUACCUUGCUUGGAAUGUCCAAGGAAUAGCUUCACAGGAGAACCACCAAUCGAAGGUUUCAAGGAUUGUCAAUCUUGUCCUGCCAAUACUUUUACAUACCAGCCAGCGGCUUAUCACAAGGAUAAAUGUAGACCAAAGUGCGCACCAGGCAGCUACUCACAAACAGGUUUAGCACCAUGUUCUCCCUGUCCAAAAGAUUUCUAUCAAGCUCUCUCUGGACAAACUACUUGCAACGAAUGUCCGACCAACAUGAAAACAGAAGGUGUAGCAUCUACCGGAAGAGACCAAUGUCACUCAGUUCAAUGUCAAGAGAAUUCUUGUCAACAUGGUGGCCUCUGCGUUCCAAUGGGACACACAGUACAAUGUUAUUGCCCAGCAGGAUUUUCGGGAAGACGUUGUGAAAUAGACAUCGAUGAAUGCUCCUCUCAACCUUGCUAUAACGGUGCUACUUGUAUAGAUCUACCUCAAGGCUACAGAUGUCAAUGUGCACCUGGUUACUUUGGAAUUAAUUGCCAAGAAGAGAGAUCCGAUUGUAGCAACGAUACUUGUCCAGCCAGAGCAAUGUGCAAAGAUGAACCUGGUUUCAAUAAUUACACUUGCUUAUGUCGAUCUGGUUACACUGGACAAGACUGUGAUGUCACUAUCGAUCCUUGUUCUGCUAAUGGUAAUCCUUGCAACAAUGGAGCUACCUGUGUGGCCCUUCAACAAGGACGAUUCAUGUGUGAAUGUUUGCCAGGAUGGGAAGGACAAACGUGCGAUAUAAAUGUUGAUGAUUGUGCUGAGAAACCUUGUCUCCUUGGUGCCAACUGUACAGAUUUAGUUGAUGAUUUCAGCUGUUCUUGUCCUGCAGGUUUCACUGGAAAAAGAUGUCAAGAAAAGAUUGACUUAUGUUCUAGAAAUCCAUGCAAAAAUGGUGUAUGUGCCGAUAAAUUAUUCUUCUACCAAUGUAUUUGUGACCCAGGAUGGACAGGAGAAAACUGUGACUCCAACAUCAACGACUGCGCUGAUAAUCCUUGUGAAAACGAGGGACAGUGUAUAGACGGUAUUGACGACUUCACGUGUUCUUGUGAACCAGGAUACACAGGAAAGAAAUGCCAACAUACCAUUGAUUUCUGCUCAUCUGAGCCAUGCCAAAAUGGAGCCUCCUGCACUGAUUUGGUAGAUACUUUCUCAUGCAAGUGUAGACCUGGAUUUGUUGGUUUACAAUGCGAGGCAGAAAUUGACGAAUGUUUGAGUGAUCCUUGCAACCCUAUAGGAACAGAUAAAUGUAUCGAUUUGGACAAUAAAUUCGUAUGCAUGUGCAGGGAAGGUUACUCAGGAACGUAUUGUGAGGAAAAUAUCGAUGACUGCAAAUCUGAGCCAUGUUUGAAUGGAGCAUCAUGUAGAGAUGGCACAGGAACUUAUAGUUGUGUAUGUCCUCCAGGAUGGACUGGUGUUAACUGCGAAACUGACAUUGGUAGCUGCCAAUCUAAGCCCUGCCAAAAUGAUGCUGCUUGUAUUAAUCUUUUCCAAGACUUCUUCUGCGUUUGUCCAUCAGGUACUGACGGAAAACAAUGUGAAACUGCUCCAGAAAGAUGUAUUGGUAACCCAUGUAUGCAUGGAGGUAGAUGCCAAGAUUUUGGCUCUGGUCUCAAUUGUUCUUGCUCCGAUAAAUAUUCAGGAAUAGGUUGCCAAUAUGAAUAUGAUGCCUGCCAAGAAAACGAUUGUCAAAACGGUGCAACUUGCAUCAACGACCACCUCGGAUUCAAAUGUACUUGUCCUCCAGGAUACACUGGAAGGUAUUGCGAAGAGAACAUAAAUGAUUGCAAGGAAAAUUCGUGUCCGCCAAGUGCUACAUGUAUAGAUCUUACUGAGAAAUUCUACUGCAAAUGUCCUUUCAAUCUAACGGGCGAAGACUGCAGAAAAACUAUUUCUGUGGAUUACGAUCUCUACUUUAGUGAUGAAACUAGAAGCUCUGCUUCGCAAGUUGUGCCUUUCGAAACAGGUUCAAUGUCUAGUCUAACUAUUGCCAUGUGGGUGCAGUUUACACAAAAAGAUGAGAGUGGUAUCUUCUUUACUCUCUAUAGCGUGAGCUCGAAAAAUAUUCCGGAUAAUAGGAGAGCUAUUAUACAAGCACAUGCCAAUGGUGUACAAGUAUCACUAUUCCCAGACAUCCAAGACGUUUACCUUAGUUACAGGGAUUAUACAACUGUAAACGAUGCUCAGUGGCAUCAUAUUGCAAUAGUUUGGGAUGGCGAAAAUGGUGGAGAGUUGAAAUUGAUCACUGAAGGAUUAAUUGCCAGCAAAGUGGAAGGAUAUGCAGCUGGUAGAAAAUUACCGGAAUAUGCAUGGGUCACAUUAGGAAAGCCACAGUCUGGAAACCCUAAGGCAUAUACCGAAACAGGAUUCCAAGGCCAUUUAACUAAGGUUCAACUCUGGGGAAGAGCUCUUGACAUCACUAAUGAAAUUCAGAAACAAGUCAGGGACUGCAGAACUGAACCUGUAUUGCAUCGUGGAUUGAUACUGACCUGGGCUGGGUAUGAAGAAACUGUUGGAGGUGUAGAAAGAAUAGUUCCAUCCCACUGUGGUCAGAGGAACUGUCCUGCAGGUUACAGCGGUCCUAAAUGUCAACAACUCAAAGUAGAUAAGAUUCCACCAAAAGUUGAGUACUGUCCUGGUGACUUGUGGAUAAUUACAAAGAAUGGAUCUGCUCAAGUGUCUUGGGAUGAGCCUCACUUCAAUGACAAUGUUGGUAUUGUAAAGGUAGUGGAGAAGAAUGGACAUCAACCUGGACAAACCCUGUUGUGGGGAACAUACGAGAUAGCUUAUGUUGCUUUCGAUGCUGCAGGAAACACAGCUUCAUGUUCUUUCAAGGUUUCUGUACUCUCUGAAUUCUGUCCAGAGCUACCCGAUCCUGUAGGUGGUAUUCAGACAUGUAAGGACUGGGGCGCGGGAGGUCAAUUUAAGGUUUGCGAGAUCGCUUGCAAUGCUGGCCUCAGAUUCUCGCAAGAAAUUCCCAAAUUCUACACUUGUGGAGCUGAAGGUUUCUGGAGACCAACAACGGACCCCAAACUUCCAAUGUUCUAUCCCGCUUGUUCACCGUCUAAACCUGCUCAGAGGGUGUUCAAAAUUUCCAUGCUCUUCCCAACUUCUGUUCUUUGUAACGAAGCUGGACAGGGUGUUUUACGUCAAAGGAUAAGAAAUGCGGUCAACACGCUGAACAGAGAUUGGAACUUCUGUUCUUUCUCAGUAGAUGGAUCUAGGGAGUGCAAGGAAUUGAAUAUUGAUGUAAAAUGUGAUCAUAAGGAGAGCAGAAAGACCAGAGAAGCACGAGAUGGUGAUGAUGAAGAACAAGCUGGCUCCUAUAACAUCGAUGUUUCUGUACCAAUCAAACGACAAUCCCGCCAAGGACGUCAAUCUUCCAGUGACACCUACGAUAUCGAAAUAUCAUUCCCAGCAAUAAAUGAUCCUGUAAUCAAUUCCAACUCUAACGAAAGAUCUACAGUAAAAGAACUUCUGGAAAAACUCAUCUUGGAACAGGAUCAAUUCGAUGUGAGGGAGAUACUGCCGAAUACUGUUCCAGAUCCAGCUUCUCUAUCUCUAGAAUCUGACUACGCAUGUCCUCCAGGGCAAGUGGUCAUGGCACCUGAUUGUGUACCUUGUGCUCUUGGUACAUACUACGCCAAGAGUACUCAACAGUGCUUGCCAUGUCCUCAAGGAACUUAUCAGAGCGAGACAGGACAAAUGCAAUGCACCCAGUGUCCAGUUAUUGCAGGAAGACCAGGUGUUACUGUUGGCAUUGGAGCAAGAAGCGCCUCCGACUGUAAAGAACGUUGUCCUGCCGGAAAGUUCUACGACCAUGAAGCAGGGUUGUGUAGAAGUUGUGGCCACGGUUUUUACCAACCAAACGAAGGAUCCUUCUCGUGUGAUAUAUGUGGUCUUGGAAAAACGACAAGAACAACAGAAGCCGUUUCUGCUAAAGAGUGUAGAGAUGAAUGCGAAGGUGGAAAACAGUUGGGUGCUGAUGGAAAAUGUGAACUGUGUCCUAAAGGAUCAUAUAGAAGCCAUGGCAUACAAGCAGCAUGCCAGGCAUGUCCACUUGGAAGAACAACGCCAAAAACUGGAGCUACCACGAUUGAGGAAUGUUCUAUUCCAGUUUGUUCCCCUGGUAGUUACCUCAACAGCACUCUGAAUAACUGUAUCGAGUGUAGAAAAGGUUUCUAUCAACCAGAACCACAGCAAACAUCUUGUAUUUCUUGUCCACCAAAUACCAGUACUGAUGGUCCUGGAACAUCGAGCAGGGAAGAAUGUACGAAUCCUUGCGUAUCAGGCAAACCACCCAUGAAUUGCGAUAAGAACGCUUUCUGUCUUCUAGUAGGUGAUGAGUUCAAAUGCGAAUGCAAACAAGGCUUCAACGGAACAGGAUGGGACUGUUCAAGCGUUUGUGAUGGCUAUUGCAUGAAUGAAGGCAAGUGUGACAUUGACCCAAGAGGUCAGCCUAUUUGCAGAUGUAUUGGAAGCUUCACCGGGAGACGCUGUGCAGAGAAAUCUGAGUUCACUUACAUCGCCGGAGGUAUUACAGCAUCUGUGGUUCUCAUUAUCUUCAUCGUCCUUCUCAUCUGGAUGAUUUGCGCGAGGGCAAAUCGAAGAAAGGAACCCAAGAAACUCCUAACUCCAGCCACAGAUACUAACGGAUCUCAAGUGAACUUCUACUAUGGUGCACCAACACCAUACGCAGAAAGCAUCGCCCCUAGUCACCAUUCUACCUAUGCACACUAUUACGAUGAUGAAGAAGACGGCUGGGAAAUGCCCAACUUUUACAACGAAACCUACAUGAAAGAAAGCCUUCACAAUGGCGUGAAUGGCAAAAUGAACAGUCUAGCUAGAUCGAACGCCAGUAUUUACGGCACAAAAGACGAUCUUUACGAUAGGCUGAAAAGGCACGCCUACCCUGGCAAAAAAGGUAAUGAAGAUGAUGAUUGAGCGAGACGCCCAUAUUCUCAUUUCUUGACCCCCACCCUCAACUGAUUCUGUUACGUUUCAAUGAAGCUAAGAUCAACCCAGUGUAGACUCCACUCAUACUUUAUACUAAUAUUUAUCUUCAAUAACCCCAGAACAAGGAACAUAACCAAAGUAUCAAAGUCCUUGGUUCGAUAGAAAUUUUAGAACACUUAAAAUGAACUUCUCCUCAUGUCAAAGAUGUCUUAAACUGAAUAAGAUCCCAGAAUACUAACAAAACUAACUUUUUCAGAUAAAAGUGACAGUGACAGUGAGAGUCAAUAGUUUAAUCUGGUCAAGAAAGUGUAACUUAGUUGCUCAAGUAGCAUACGAUGAGAAUCUAGUGAGUUAACGAAUUGUAAAAAUGUUAUACAAAAGGACUCCAUUGUUAAGUGAAUAAAGUAUCGCUUAUUGGUAGCUUUACCAAGGAGUGAUAUGUUUUUAUUGCUAUUUUAUUCAAAUUUUACAACAUCACAGAAAGACCAACGUUCAAAUGAAGAUUUACCGGAGAAAAAUCGACUUGAUUUAUUUUAGAAUGUCGUUAUAAAUGAAUCUUCACUUGAACGGUUAGGUUUUGUAAUUAAGAUGGUUAACCCAAUCAAAAACUGCCUUCUGUAAUAAGUUUUUCUUGUAUUAAAUUUCUCUUGAAUAUUGUAAAUUAUACCUAUAAAAUUUAUGGAUAGAGGAAAUUGUUUUGGUUUAUUUCUCGAUCUUUACUUCCAUAUAUAAUCAUUAUUUAUUGUUUUCAUUACUUCUUCACCUCUUUAUGAAUCAGGCGUUUGAAUCGAAUUCAAUCACAUCACGAAAAGACUCGAAAACAUAUUGUACUGAACAAACGAUAUCACAUAUUAUUGUAAAACAACCCUGUAUAUUUUAAUAUUUGUAGAAUAAAAAUGUUUUACUCUUUUAUUGACCAUGUAAUAAUAAGAAGUGUGAAUGUGUAUUGAUGUAAGAAUAAAAUUGUUUUUUAUAUUGUUAAGAAUGACUGCAUAUAAAUAUAAUAUUUUACAGUA
Molecule: messenger RNA, 12009 nt
Organism: Harmonia axyridis
Lineage: Eukaryota; Metazoa; Arthropoda; Insecta; Coleoptera; Coccinellidae
Gene: uif
Product: sushi, von Willebrand factor type A, EGF and pentraxin domain-containing protein 1
Exons: 37
Coding region: 254-10981 (3575 amino acids)
Biological process (GO): Notch signaling pathway
Molecular function (GO): calcium ion binding; Notch binding
Source: RefSeq, a predicted model, not a curated record